Molecule: messenger RNA, 4888 nt
Organism: Lacerta agilis (Sand lizard)
Lineage: Eukaryota; Metazoa; Chordata; Lepidosauria; Squamata; Lacertidae
Gene: NR5A2
Product: nuclear receptor subfamily 5 group A member 2
Exons: 7
Coding region: 246-1736 (496 amino acids)
Biological process (GO): regulation of transcription by RNA polymerase II; hormone-mediated signaling pathway; tissue development
Cellular component (GO): RNA polymerase II transcription regulator complex
Molecular function (GO): nuclear receptor activity; zinc ion binding; RNA polymerase II cis-regulatory region sequence-specific DNA binding
Source: RefSeq, a predicted model, not a curated record
GGUCACUAAUGUUGGAAAAAGUACAGAGUCCAUUGAAAAGCAGGCCUGUUACUUUCUGAAUUAUUGGAUUUGUGUAUGUGUGUGCGCAAGUGUGUGUGUGUUGUUGAUGGACUGUUCCCUGACUUUCACUGAAGGUUACUGUAGCCUAAGUAUCCCAAGGCCAGAAAAGUUUACAAGCCUCACCUUUUGCCGUCCUCAAUGCUGUAUACCUGAAACCCAAGGGCACUAUAUAUUUGCACCUAAUUAUGUCUUCUAGUUCGGAUACCGGCAACGCACAGGAACCUAUAAAACAUGGACUUCUUCCAGGUGUGUCUCAAUUUAAAAUGGUGAAUUACUCAUAUGAUGAAGAUCUUGAAGAACUGUGUCCGGUGUGUGGAGAUAAAGUCUCUGGGUAUCACUAUGGACUCCUUACCUGUGAAAGCUGCAAGGGGUUCUUUAAACGAACAGUCCAGAACAAUAAAAGGUACACAUGCAUAGAAAAUCAAAGCUGCCAGAUUGACAAAACUCAAAGGAAGCGUUGCCCUUACUGUCGGUUUCAAAAAUGUCUAAGUGUUGGGAUGAAGUUGGAAGCCGUGAGAGCUGACCGGAUGCGUGGGGGUCGAAACAAGUUUGGACCAAUGUACAAGAGGGACAGGGCACUGAAGCAGCAGAAAAAAGCUCUCAUCCGAGCAAAUGGACUCAAGUUGGAAGCCAUGACUCAGGUGAUUCAAGCAAUGCCCACUGACCUAACAAUAUCCUCUGCGAUCCAGAAUAUCCAUUCUGCCUCUAAGGGCCUACCUCUGAACCAUACAGCCUUGCCUCCCACAGACUAUGACCGAAGCCCCUUCGUAACCUCUCCCAUUAGCAUGACAAUGCCGCCGCAUGGCAGCCUGCAAGGCUACCAGACCUACGGUCACUUUCCGAGCCGUGCUAUCAAGUCUGAGUACCCCGAUCCUUACACUAGCUCCCCUGAGUCGAUAAUGGGCUACUCUUACAUGGAUGGUUAUCAUCAGACAAGCUCGCCAGCAAGUAUUCCUCACCUGAUACUGGAACUCUUGAAGUGUGAGCCAGACGAGCCACAGGUCCAGGCUAAGAUCAUGGCAUACUUGCAGCAGGAGCAAGCCAACCGAAGCAAACACGAAAAGCUCAAUACCUUUGGGCUUAUGUGCAAAAUGGCUGACCAAACCCUCUUCUCGAUUGUCGAGUGGGCUAGGAGUAGCAUCUUCUUCAGAGAACUUAAGGUUGAUGACCAAAUGAAGCUGCUUCAGAACUGCUGGAGUGAACUCUUAAUUCUAGAUCAUAUUUAUCGCCAAGUGGUACAUGGGAAAGAAGGCUCCAUACUCCUAAUCACUGGGCAACAAGUGGAUUAUGCUGUAAUAGCAUCUCAGGCAGGAGUCACACUCAACAAUCUUAUGAGCCAUGCACAGGAGCUAGUAGCAAAACUACGAUCUCUGCAGUUCGAUCUACGAGAGUUUGUGUGUCUCAAAUUUUUGGUGCUAUUCAGUUUAGAUGUCAAAAACCUAGAGAACUUCCAGCUGGUGGAAGGUGUUCAAGAACAAGUGAAUACUGCUUUGCUGGACUACACAAUGUGCAACUAUCCACAGCAGACAGAAAAAUUCGGGCAGCUUCUCCUGCGACUCCCGGAAAUCCGGGCAAUCAGUAUGCAGGCUGAAGAAUACCUCUACUAUAAACACCUGAACGGGGAUGUGCCGUGUAAUAACCUCCUCAUUGAAAUGCUGCAUGCAAAGAGAGCAUGAAUUAUAUCCUUUUAAAGCCUCUGCUUUUGAGGAGAAAAAGCAAAAUACUCUGAACUACUCCAAGCGACACUAAUUAAAAAGAACUUGGUUUAAAGGAACUUUGUCCCGUCCCCCCCCAAAUGGUGUAAUAAUCAAAUACUUAAUAGUAAAUAAGUGAUGUAUCAGGGUAUUUGUAUUGCAAACUGUGAAUCAAACGCUACACAGUCUCCCCAAAGGAACAUGUAUAGGACUUUAUCACUAGAAUGAAAGGAGAUUACAAAUGGAUAUGGAUACCGUUGCCAAUGUCAAACAAACAAAAAAGGAAGGAAGGAACAAUUUUUGUAAGUUUAAACUUUUGCCAGUUGCCACUAUUGAGAAAUUUAGGAACAAGUUUUACCUGUGUUAUUCAGCUAACAGAGCAAAGGGAUCUGUAUGCACUACAUCCCUUCUUGUUAGCAGGACUGAAAACAGCUCUGAUGGACACAAAACUGCAGUCACCCUAUGGCAUUCUUAUCUCUCUUCCAGAAAGGAUGUGUAGCACCAAACUAAUAAAGAUCUCAAGUAGGCCACUUUCAUAGUAUGUAUGUAUGUGUAUGUGCACACACACACACACACACACACACACACACACUAGCACCACCAAAACAAAAACAGUCUGGGGUGGGGGCUUUGGGGGACUGUCUGUAACUCAGGCCUGCAAACAGCUAAUAUUUAAAAAAAAAAUGUUCAUAAACUAGUGUGACAUUCUUAAUAUGUUUCCAAAGUUUGUUUUUGUCAUUGUGUUCAUGUUGACCGUCCAGGCAGUAUCCCUCUUCCACCAAUGGGAGGAGGAACGGCUACAAGCGUCAGAAUUAAGCUGCUCCAAAGCAACUGCUGUUGGAUCGUGUUUCCAGUGCAGCGGGGCUCAAACCUUGCUGAAAUGGCUUCUCAAAGCUUUUAGUGCCAAAUAAUAAGCUUGCAGAUACUACUCAGCCUCUUGGCAGUCAUCAAAAAUAAAAACAGUGUUUCUUUCUUCAAGGUUUCAGUCAGCAGCAUCUCUUGAUCUGCCGCACUUAAUCUGCAACCUAGAUAAAAUGAAUUACUUGGAUUUAAUAAAGCAAUUAAUUUCAGUGGCUUCAGACUGUGCCACCGAAUUUUGGACACAGUGAUGGGAUAGGAUGCACAAGUUGCUCACCAACCUGUGACUGCCACGCCCCAUGAUCAUCUAUGCUGUCAUAACAGCAGGGCUGCAUCGCAAAGCUAAACACAGACAGCUGGGCAUCUAUUGCAGCCCCUCAAGGGCUCAACAAACACCUUGAGUUGUUGGUUUUUGUUUUUGCUGCCUACCUAAGACAGAAAGAACAGGAGGUUUAUCAAGUACCACAUUACAUGAUUGGUGGGUCUCAGGUUGUGCAGAUCUUUUCUAGAAUUGCCGGUUGGCCACAGUUCUGGCCUGACAGAAAGCCUGUAUCAGGAUCCGAGAAGCCAACAAAAGUCAGACAUGGCCAAUUCCUGGUUUAAGAGUACCCUGGAUUUGGAGGGGUCCUCAGACCCGCAAGUGCCCUUUUGUGGGGCCCCUUCUAUAUUGGUGGGUCUUGCCUGACAACUGGAAGGGAGGUAUGAGAUGCCAUUUUAAAUUCCACACUAUGCCUCAGAGUGGGAUUGCCAGGCACUGGUGCCAGUAGGCCUGGCUGAGGCGUCUCAGUUGCCCAAGGCUGAUAACCUGCCAAAUUCUACCCUGGUUCUACCCAUGAUUAACCAAUUCUAUCUGGGGUCUACCGCCUAUCCACUUGUUUCUGAACUCACUAUACUUCUAGGGAUUUCUGUUUGUUCACUCUGCCCUAAGCUGUCUGUUUUUAUCUCUGGCCCUGCCUCUGGGCCUCACAGUCCUGGUGCGGCCCAGGAUGCAUGUUUUUGAAAAGUUGCCAGCUUUAGAUGACUUCAUCUCAGGGACUGCACCAGUGCAAGGGGAGAAUGCAAUGCAUUAUACAAUCAUACAGUUCCCUAUACUGGUGUAGCAACCCACUGUGUCAGAUGAUUCUGCAUCUUCCCCCAUCCCCACAAGCUGAAAUCCAAGUGCUUCAGCUUUAACAAAAUUCUGGGUCAUGUUGUAGGUAACAAAAUACCUUUUUAAAAAAAAGAUUUUACCUAUGCAAGAUUUAAAAAUAUUCAAAAUGUAUAAGCUGGUUAGCUAGUAUUACUGGUAGUUUUUAGUACAGUCUAUGGAUUCAAAAAAUACAUUUUAAACCAAUUAUUCAAACAAAAAUAUGUGAGGACAGAAGAGUGAUACUGCCAGGUCCAUGUAGACCAAAGUCUGCUGCAGAACAAAUAUUGGAGAAGGACAAAUAACUCUCUAUCCAAAAUGAAGAUAUCAGUAUUAUAAAAUGCAGUGCCACUGUUAAGAAAGCUUUGCCUUAUUUCAGAAUUCUAAAUGGUAACUAUACAGAUGCAGAUCAACGUAUUUUGGGGGGGAGUAUUAAUACUUUACAUAUUUGAAGAAAAAAACAAAAAUAUGAUGGUUGUUUACAUUUGUUAGGUCCUGGGGUGGGGGGAACUGUGAUGAUGUUGCAAAGCAGUGAUUUCCUUAAUGUUGCUUUCUGAUUGGUAAUUAGUUUACCAGUACUUAAUUACUGUAUGUCGUGAGACACUAAAAUCAAUAAGGGAAUCUCAUUUAUACUUUAAUUUUUUAAUUUUUAGAUUAUUGGCUGCACAAUCACUUGUAGAAACUGUAUUAAAACUUCUACUCCCUUAGCUUUGUUUGUUUUCAUGAGGAUUGCUGGCUUUUAAAUAGUUUAUUUAUAUUGUAUAUCACAGUUUUCAUUGUAGACAAUUAUGAUGCUAAUUUAUUGUUCCUUGGUUUCAUCUUUAUAUAAAAAUAUAGCCAGAAUAAAGAAGCCAAAUAUAUGUGUUUAUUACAGCAUGUCUUCAAGUUAGUGGAACAUAGUUCAGGGACAUACAAGGAUCUUUACAGUUUAAGAUCAUUUGCUUGAUUAAAUGUCUGUAAAUUUUUAUAAUUCUAAAUGUGGUUUAUUUAAAAUCUAUUGUAAAUUUAGUGAUUCGCACCUUCCUUUAUUUCACGUGAGCCUAGUGAGGUGCAUUCUUACCUGAAAUUUCUUUUCUAAGCAGUGGACAUUGUAUACCAAAGACAACGUUUAUUUCUUUUGUAUUAGUACAGAACAGAGAGUUUUAUCACC